CUCAGAUACCUCCCGAGGCUUUCCCGGAAACAGUGGCGGAACCGAAGAAUAAAAGUCUGUGAAUCACUGUCACGGCGUGAUUCGUUGCCGCCGCUGCACCCCGAGCUGCAUCCCGAGCUGCAUCCCGAUGAGCCGCCGCGUCCUCUCCGCUCUCGCCCUGCCUGUGGGGGUGUCCGUGGCCGCGGCAGCCGCAGGUUUCCAGCUCCUCUGCCAGGGAAGUGAGCACCCUGGGGAGAAAAAGGCCAGCGAGAAAGAGGAAAAGGCAGACAAAAGCAGGUGGUAUCCGAGCUACAUGGGGAAAGGUGAAAGGGAUAUCAAGCCAUGCAACCUGACUGGCUUGUGGAAGAACGAUCUGGGCUCCAAGAUGCAAGUGUUCAAGGUAGACAAUGAUGGAACCUUCUUUGGCGAGUACUACACCGCCGUGUCAAGCACCAAGAAACCCAUCCAGCCAUCCCCACUGAUUGGCUCCCAGCACCUGGAUGAGAAUGGACAGUGCACCUUCGGCUUCACUGUCAACUGGAAGAAGUUCUCAGACUCCACAGCUGUCUUUGUGGGCCAGUGCUUCAAUGGGGCUGAUGGGAAGGAGGUCCUGCACACCUCCUGGCUGCUGCGGGAGAAAGUUGACUUGGAGCCAGAUGACUGGAAAGCCACCAGGACCGGCCGCAACACCUUCACUCGAAUGGGCUGAAAGCGGGGAGAAGCAUCUUCUUCUGGCUGUGCUUGGGAUACAGGAGUCCCCCAAGCAGGAUCCGUGUGUGCCAGCAUGCCUUGAUGUUUCCAGCUCUGGGGGAAGAUGUGUCAAAAAAUGCCAAAUAAAAUUAAAGAUAUU
Molecule: messenger RNA, 829 nt
Organism: Hirundo rustica (Barn swallow)
Lineage: Eukaryota; Metazoa; Chordata; Aves; Passeriformes; Hirundinidae
Product: avidin-like
Exons: 5
Coding region: 128-688 (186 amino acids)
Molecular function (GO): biotin binding
Source: RefSeq, a predicted model, not a curated record